AUGGACAAAUAAUUAGCUUUUGAACCCAAAUUAUACUUAAACAAAAUCUAAAUUCCUAUAUAUUAAUAAAUGAAUUAUUUUGAUAAUAUCAAUUAAUCUUCAUUAAAAAACCAAACCCAAAAAUAAGAUAGUUUAGAAAUUGAUGGAUUUGAUUGGGAUUAUUCAAAUUAUGUAAAUAGAAAAAUAAGAACUAAAUUAUUAAUUUCUCACACAAAUGAAUAGGAUCUAAAAUACAUAUAAAAUGGAUCUAUCCUGAGAAUGUUUUGAUAUUCUUAUUUAUAAAUUUUAGAGAAAAGAUUUAAAGCACUUAUUAGAAACCUGAGCUAAUUAAAAAUUUAGAAUAGGUCAAACAUCUGCAAUGGAUUGGGGAAUAUGGAAAAAACAACUUAAAGGUCGGUAAUUGGAAAGUCUUUUGGAAGGGUGAAAAUUUAGUGGAUGUUGGUGGAUAAUACUCAACUAAUGGUAAAAAAUAAGGAAAAUGGAAAGAAACAAUUUAGAAUUAUUGGACGUAAUUAGAAAUCAAAUUCUUUAUUAGCAAAAAUUAAGUAUAUUUUUUGGGGGAAUAUGAGAAUGAUCAAAGAUAAGGCGUUUGGAGGUAUAUUUAUGAUGGAAAAUACAUGUAUAUUAUGAAGUAGUAAUUUAAUUUAGAGGUGGAGGAGAGUAUAAUUUGAAUGGUGAAAAAAUUGGAAUAUGGGAGGAGUUGAGUGAAGCAUUUUGGGAUUUUAACUAAAUCAUUUAUAUUGGAAAAUAUUAAAGAGGGAAAAAAAUUGGGAGAUGGAAGAAUUCUUUAAUAAAUGGUAAUGAUCUAGAAACAAAUUAACAGAUGUAAAAUAUUAUCAAAUACAGGUUUAGUUGGGGUGGAGAAUAUGAUGAAGAAGGUACAGGCAUUAAAAGUGGAAAAUGGAUUGAAAUAAGUUAAAUGUUUGAAAAACUAUCAUAAGUCAUAGAUAUUGGUGAAUAUAAAAAUGGUCAAAAGUCUGGUAUAUGGAAUUAUUUUUAUAGAGAUGAUUACAAAAAAUAAUUUGAAUAGAUGUAUAAGAUUAUUUCAUUAAAUUUUUUAGAGGUGGUGGUUCAUAUGAUGAAUAAAAUUUAGGAAUAAAGAAUGGAUUAUGGAUAGAAUUGAGCGAUGGGUUUGAAAAGCAAUCUUAAGUUAUUCAUAAAGGAAUAUAUACAAAUGGUAAAAAAUUUGGAAAAUGGGAAAUUUUGUAUAGAGCGAAUGGAAUGGAAUAAUUUUAAAAGAUGUUAAUAUUUAUUCAACAUAUUUUUAGUGGUGGUGGAUUAUAUGAUUUGUAAGGUGAAGGUGUUAAGAAUGGUUUUUGGAUUGAAUUGAGCGAAGAUUUUACAUAUUAUUCUUAAGUGACUUAUUGUGGAGAAUAUAAAAAAGAUAAAAAAGUUGGUAGAUGGGAUAUUUGGUUUAAUAAUGGAAGUAAUUAAAAGAUGUAUCAUUUAUUGAAAAUUUUAAUUUAGUGGAGGUGGAUAAUAUUUGUAAAUUAAUGGCAUGAAAAUUGGAAAGUGGAUUGAGUUGAGUGAUGGGUUUUAUAAUGAAUCUUAAGUUAUUUUAAAUGGUGAUUAUAAAAACGGUAAAAAAGUUGGGAUAUGGAACAUUUAUUAUAGAUAGAGAAAUGUAGAUUUUUUUAAAUAGAUGUAAUUGUAAAAUCUACUAAAAUUUUUAGUGGUUGUGGAUUAUAUGAUAAAGGAGGUGAGGGCAUUAAAAAUGGUAUGUGGAUUGAAUUAAGUCCUACUUUCGAAUAUUAUUCGCAAGUUAUCUAUUAUGGUGAGUAUGAAAAAGGUAAAAAAGUUGGGAAUUGGAAUACUUGUUUCAUUGAAAAGGACCUAUUUGCUAGUUUUAAUUAAAAAUAGAUGUAAAUAAAGAAAUAAAAUCUUAGAGGUUUAGGUUCAUAUGAUAAAGAUGGAAAUGGCAUGAAAAUUGGAAUUUGGAUUGAAAUUAGUGAUGGAUUUUGGGAUAACUCUCAGAUCACUUAUAAAGGUCAAUAUAAAAAUGGUAUAAAAGUUGGUAGAUGGAACACAUAUUGGAUAUGGGAUAAAUAAAAUAAAUAGAUGUAAAAUAUUGAUUGAAUAAAAUUGAAGUGGUGGCGGAUCUUAUGAUGAUUCAGGAGAUGGGAUUAAGAUAGGAAGGUGGAUUGAGCUAAGAGAUGGGUUUUAUAAUUUAUCAUAAGUUAUUUAUAUUGGUGAAUAUAAUAAAGGUAGAAAAGUAUCUAGAUGGGAUAUAUUGUAUAGUGAAUAUGGGAAAGAAGAUUUUGAAUAAAUGUAAAUUAUUCAAUAACUUUUCAGCGGUGGAGGAACAUAUGAUGAGGAAGGAAUGAAAAUUGGGAGUUGGAUUGAAUUGUGCGAUAAUUUUGGAAAUGGGUCCUUAUAAUCCUAAAUCAUCUAUAGUGGUUAAUAUUAGAAUGGAUAAAAAGUGGGAUAAUGGUUUGAAAAUAAAAUAAAUAAUAAAGGUUGUGGAAUGCGAUAUGAUUAGGAUUGA
Paramecium primaurelia is the source of this 2485-nucleotide messenger RNA. The record is from the annotation of a GenBank genome assembly. Lineage: Eukaryota; Ciliophora; Oligohymenophorea; Peniculida; Parameciidae.